AAAGUUAGAAGAAAAAGCGACAGAUCAUUUUUCUUUUUGUCUUGGACAAAUACUCGCUUUCAAGUAUUUGCAGAAGCAACUUGUCAAGCCGGUUUUUAUUUUACUUUAUUUUCAAGAAAUAGAAACGCAAAUAAAUAAGAAAAAAACCUGUCAAGCAGUAUCGUUGUGAAUUCAGUUUGAGAAUUAUUAAACAGAAAAUGAAGUUUUAACUUAAUUUUAUCAAGAUCGGCUGGCAUUAGGAGAUACGAAACUAACAUUUAGGAAAACUCUAAAGUAAAAAACUAAAUAAACAAUAAAUAAUUCUUUCUACUAUAGGCACCAGGCCAGAAAUUUUAAGGGGGAAGUCGAUUGAUCUCAGUGCAUAACUGGUACUUAUUUCAUCGAACCCGAAAGAAUAAAAGGCAAAGUUGACCUCAGCAGGAUUUCAACUCAGAACGUAAAGCCGGAAGAAAUGAUGCAGAGCAUUGGUGCAGUGCGCUAACAAUUCUGCCAGUUCGGCGCCCUCCGUAAAUGAACAAAACUUGAUAUAUUUAAAGAAGAAACAAGAGAGGCAGUUCUGAAGUAAAAAUACGGUGUUGAAUAAAUUGAACAGCUCCGUAGUGAACUUGGUCAAUAUGGAAGUUUGAAAGUGUGUACCAAAACGGUUUCUCCUCCAUUAUGUCACUCUUCAAAUAACCCAGCACCAACAAACAUGGCAGCGUCUCCGGCUAUCAACUUGGACUUCAGCAGAUACAGUGUAAUACUCGUAGUUAUUAUUUUUGUUUGUUACAUCAACUCUCUCCAAUGCGGCUUUGUUUUUGAUGAUCUGUCAGCCAUAAUUGACAACCAGGACCUUCGACCCCAUGUACCACUGUCAAAUCUCUUUUGGAAUGAUUUCUGGGGUACACCUAUGAAUAAGGAAGACAGCCACAAGUCUUACCGACCAUUAUGCGUGCUGACCUUUCGGCUGAAUUAUGCACUGACUGCCCUCAACCCAAUGUCCUACCAUUUGGUCAACAUCAUACUACAUGCAGUUGUCAGUGUGUUAUUAAUGAGAGUUUGCUGCUUGUUCCUGCAUCGUUUCACUGCUCUUCUUGCUGCAGUCCUCUUUGCCUUACACCCGAUACACACAGAAGCAGUCACAGGAGUUGUGGGACGAGCUGAAAGUCUAUCAGCAUGUUUUUUCCUUGCUGCAUUGUUGGUUUAUGCAAAAGCUUCAAAACAUCCUUCUCGAACCAAUUGGUGGUUUCUGUUGUUGACUCUCCUGUUUGUGGUGGCUGCCAUGUUGUCCAAAGAACAAGGUAUCACAGUGGUUGGUGUCUGCUGUGUCUAUGAAAUUGUCAUCGCCCAAAAGAUAACACCACAAAAUAUUCUCAAAGACUUUGCCAAUAUUUGCAAAGGCAAAAUCUCUUUCCCAGCUUGGUUGAGAACUUCAGUUUUGCGAGGAACUUUCUUAGUUGGUUCCACGUUGUUCCUGUUGCUGGCCAGGAUAAAGAUUAUGGGUGCAGAACUCCCAGUGUUCACAAAAUUUGACAAUCCUGCAUCAGUGUCCUACACACCAUGCCGACAACUAACUUUCAACUAUCUGCUGGCUGUCAACCAAUGGCUGCUGCUCUGCCCAUCAUGGCUAUGCUGUGACUGGACAAUGGGCACUGUACCACUCGUGCAGUCCUUUCUCGACAUCCGUAAUCUCUCGACACUCAUCUUUUAUAUCGUGCUCUUUAAGUUUGUCGCCUUUGCACUGACCAAACAAGGACCACGGGCAAGGGCCAUCAUUAUGAGCCUUACCUUACUCAUUCUGCCAUUUGUUCCGGCCUCAAACCUCUUCUUCCCAGUUGGAUUUGUUGUGGCUGAGAGGGUCCUCUACACUCCUAGUAUGGGCUUCUGCAUUCUUGUUGCCCUAGGAUUUGAACUCUUGAUUCAACACACCAACAAGACCUUGAAGAUGGUACUGUGGGGGUUGAUGGUGUUUUUAUUAACAGUUCAUGGCUUGAAAACAAUCAUCAGAAAUUUUGAUUGGGAAUCUGAGUAUAUUUUAUUCAAAUCUGCAGUGAAGGUGAACCAGAGAAAUGCCAAACUGUUCAAUAAUAUCGGCCAUGCUUUAGAAAAAACAUCAAACUGGUCUGAGGCUCUUGAAUAUUUCACUUUUGCUGCAAAAGUUCAGCCUGACGAUAUUGGAGCCCACAUCAACGUAGGGAGGACAUAUCAGCACCUGAAUAUGUCAAAGGAAGCAGAGAAAGCCUUUCAGACCGCCAUUGAUCUCUUCCCACCUGUUAUUCAAGGUAAAAGUUACACAGCUCGAGUGGCACCAAGCCAUCUUAAUGCAUUCUUAAACCUUGCUUCACUUAUUUCUAAAAAUGAAUCACGAUUGAAAGAAGCUGAAAAACUGUAUAAGUCUGCCAUUACCAUGAGAGCUGAUUAUGUGAAAGCUUACAUGAGUAGAGGAGAGGUUCUUGUCCGUUUGGGAAGACUAGAAGAAGCCAAGGAACAAUACCGUAUUGCCCUCCACUACGAACAGUCUGAUGCUGACAUCUACUACAAUAUUGGUGUUGUCAACUUGGAACAAAAGAACCUACUUGAAGCUAACACCUUCUUUGAGCAAGCACUCAGAUUGAACCCUGAUCACCAGCAAACACUUUUCAACUCAGCCCUUCUUUUACAAGAUCUUGGAAACCCAGUUUAUCGACCUGAAGCGAUGAGGAGGUUGCUACAUUUACUCGAGUUAAAACCUAAUGAUGCUAAAGCUUAUUAUUGCCUAGCUAUCUUGGCUGCUGACAAUAAAGAGUUUAUCAAGGCAAAGAACUGGUUUCAGGAGGCCAUCAGACUUGAAGACACUAUGCGCAGUGCUCUCUUCAAUUUGGCAUUGAUGCUGGUGAAUGAUUUAAAACAACCCCAUGAAGCCGUUCCCUAUCUCCAGAAACUCUUAAUGUACUAUCCGAAUCACACGAAAGGUCUUAUCUUGAUGGGUGACAUCAAUAUCAACAUCCUUAAAGAUCUUAACAGUGCAGAGAAGAAUUUCCUAACAAUUUUAAAGAAUGAACCAGGAAACGUGCAAGCCAUUCACAAUCUUUGUGUGGUCUAUGUGGAACGAGGGGAUAUUCUGAAAGCAGAGAAGUGCCUGCAGCAUGCCCAUAGCUUGGCACCCUCAGAAUCUUAUAUUCUUCAGCACUUGAACAUCGUUAGGAAUAAAAUCAAGUCUAUCAAAGCAAAGAAGAAACCUCAGUGAGGGGAAAUUUUGUCAAAAAAAAAAAAAAAAAAAAAAAAAAAAAGGAUCCUUCUGCAGCCAAAGACAUGACUAACAAGAACAACAAUGAAAUAGUUAGGUACGAAGUGGAGCAAUGCUCAUCGCUUUCUAAGACUGAAAUAUCUGAGAAAAGUGAUUGUAAGUACUUAACUCAUUAUUUAGAUGCUAUGAUUCAUUAAGGAAAUUCUCACACAAACAGCUAACCCUAACCCUAACCCCCGUCUCAACAUGAAGAUCUUGGCUUGUAAGGGUUUGACAAUCAAAACAGGAUUUGUUAAAGUGUCUGCAGCAUAUUGCAGCCAUGUUCAUUUUUCUUAUAAUGUAUUUUUCACCCAGUGAUGCCAAAUGGUUUUAGUAAAAGGUGUCGUCUGCCAAAUACAAACCCCAUUUAACCCCUGCGAUACACACCUUUGAUAACAUGUUGUCUACCUAUCACAUUCCACACCUAUUCCCCAAUAUACACACACACACAUACAUAACACUUGACAACACUGUGUAACAAUUUUUGUUCUUCAGUAGCAACUGUUAUUUCCUAUGUGCUGACCCUUAGAAAGUAUGAAAAAUGGCUAAUAUUUCCAUUAGACUUUACUUUUGUUACAUUUAUUCAAAGCCCAAAGAAUCCCUCUCAACACAUGGCUAUGAUGCUCCUGCUCAUGGUAAGAGAUGCACAUAUUGUCAACCACUAAGGGACAUGCUCAGUUGGUUAUGGUCAAGCAAUGGACAAGAAACUCUCUGGUAUUGAGCAGAACAUUUGCUAUAACAAUAUUUCUGCUUCAGCAACUCAUCACUGAAUGUGUCCGCAAUGUAACGGAAAAUAGGUCAGUUUCAAAACAUUGAUGUCCAGAUGACAAAAAGCAAAAUCUGAAGGAAAUAGUAAUCUUUUCCUUUGAUUUCUAGAUAAAAGCAAAUAAGAAAUAACACUUACUGACCAAAGACAGAAAAAAUAAAAUGGAAUUUGUUAGUGUUAUGUAUGUUGUCAGAUGAUGUGAGAAGUAAAUUUUGUCUUGACUGAA
This is a messenger RNA of Octopus bimaculoides (California two-spot octopus), 4236 nucleotides long. RefSeq names its product protein O-mannosyl-transferase TMTC3. Lineage: Eukaryota; Metazoa; Mollusca; Cephalopoda; Octopoda; Octopodidae. Gene Ontology annotation, molecular function: mannosyltransferase activity; protein binding. Gene Ontology annotation, biological process: protein O-linked glycosylation via mannose. Gene Ontology annotation, cellular component: endoplasmic reticulum. The record is from RefSeq and is a predicted model, not a curated record.